Molecule: messenger RNA, 1860 nt
Organism: Drosophila sechellia
Lineage: Eukaryota; Metazoa; Arthropoda; Insecta; Diptera; Drosophilidae
Gene: BBS8
Product: tetratricopeptide repeat protein 8
Exons: 5
Coding region: 153-1802 (549 amino acids)
Biological process (GO): non-motile cilium assembly
Cellular component (GO): non-motile cilium; BBSome; ciliary basal body
Molecular function (GO): protein binding
Source: RefSeq, a predicted model, not a curated record
ACCCUUUCCAUAUGGCGAGUAUACACCUAUACCUGAGAGAGGCCAGUCAGUCGAUACCAGAAACCGCAGCAGCGGAGGAAUCUACAAAUUAAGUCCCGUGGAAAAGAGAGUUUUUUCCGAGUGUGACAACUAAAGACAAAGGACGCGAAUCGAUGGCAUCAGCGAUGCUGGCGACUCUGGAGCUGGACUACUUCAGGGCGGUGUCCCUCUACCGUCGACGCUCCUACGAGAGGUGUGCGGAGCUGUGCAACGCACUCCUGCAGGCCGGUCACGAUGGCCAUGUCCAACUGUUCACCACCAAGGAGGUGGAGGAGGAGGAGCAGCACCAGCAGCAGCAGGCGGAGCACAGCAGAUUCGGUAGCAAUUUGCAACGCAUUGGCCCUAGGCCAAGAGGAGCAGCUGGAGGUGGAGCCGGGGCAGUUGACUCUGGGCCGUCCAUCAUGAUGCCCACUUGGCUGAUGGAGGGCGUGUGGCAAUUAAAGAUGCGCGCCCUUACGCAGCGCGUAUACGUGGACGACCUGGACGAGGACGAUGGCGGGAAUGAGGCCACCGAGGAAGUGGAGUUUGAGCGUAUAGCCACUGCUGCUCGACCGGGAAGCAGUAUAAAGACCGCUUUCCAGCCACGCCCCCUUACCAAUCAGAGGGCGCAGCAGGCGCGGAGCAGGGGUUCCGGAGUGGCCCACUCCAGUGAUGGCCGCUUAAAUAGUUCCCGGCCAGGAUCGGCGGCAGUGGCUCGACCUGGCACAAGUCUCAGUCGACCGGGAUCCUCGCUGGGAUCUCGUUGCGGAACCGCCUCCAGGAUUCGAGCCACCUCGGCAGCGGCUUUUAAUGUAGGUGAUGCCACUUCGAAACUGUACCAGGCGUCCCGUCUGAAUCCCACCAUAUACGCCGAACGGGAAACGCUUGUGAAAGCCUUGUUUCAGUUCCUCUACUACCACGAAGCGGAUGUGCAAAAAGCCCACUCCCUUUGUCAAGCGGUUCUGGAAGUUGAGCGCCAGAAGCCCAGUGGUUCCACUGGAUGCACACUGUCCUGGUGGUGGCAACAGCAGAUGGGCCGAUGUCUUCUUGCCCUGCAUUAUCCACGAAGAGCGGAGCCAUUUCUGCAGCAAUCCCUGGCCAGCUUUCCCCAUCCGGACACUUAUCUACUCCUCUCCAGAGUAUACCAAAGAAUAAAGCAACCCGAGCGAGCUUUGCUCGUGAUCGGCGAAGUGGUGGACUCGCGACCCUUUGACGUCACCUACCGACUGGAGCAGGCGAGAAUCCACCAGGUCAUGGAACAACAGGAGGACGCACUGCAGCUCUACAGACUGGUGGCCAAACUGCAUCCAAUUAAUGUGGAAUCUCUCGCCAGCAUUGCUGUGGGCUACUUUUACGACAACAAUCCGGAAAUGGGGUUGAUGUACUACCGGAGGAUUUUGUCCUUGGGAGCCCAGUCUCCUGAGCUCUACUGCAAUAUAGCGCUGUGUUGUCUAUAUGGCGGGCAAAUCGACUUGGUUCUGCCUUGUUUCCAACGAGCUUUGGCCACGGCUACCCAACCCGGCCAAAAAGCAGACAUUUGGUAUAAUCUCAGUUUUGUGGCGGUGACUUCUGGUGACUUCAACUUAGCCAAAAGAUGUCUCCAACUAUGCCUCACAUCAGAUGCCCAGAAUGGAGCCGCACUUAAUAACCUGGCUGUGUUGGCUGCUCAGUCUGGAGACAUUUUGGGGGCCAAGUCCUACCUGAAUGCAGCCAAGGAUGUGAUGCCCGAUGCUGCGGAGGUAACCACCAAUCUGCAAUUCAUGGAUGUGCAUUACAAGCUAUAAAACCUAAUGUCACUUGCAGAGCUCGAAAAUAAAACAAUUGCAACCAUUCAGUUUGUAA